Cryptomeria japonica (Japanese cedar) is the source of this 492-nucleotide messenger RNA. RefSeq names its product MLO-like protein 2. The record is from RefSeq and is a predicted model, not a curated record. Gene Ontology annotation, biological process: defense response. The transcript has 2 exons. Gene Ontology annotation, cellular component: membrane. NCBI's taxonomy places the organism in Eukaryota, Viridiplantae, Streptophyta, Pinopsida, Cupressales, Cupressaceae. Bases 1 to 492 code for a protein of 163 amino acids.
AUGAUUAGGGUUGUUGUUCAAAUACUGUGUAGCUAUGUAACUCUCCCUCUCUAUGCUCUUGUUACACAGUUAGGGACAAACAUGAAAACAACCAUAUUUGAUGAAAGAAUAGCUACAGCUUUGAAGAAGUGGCACCAGAGAGCUAAGAAGAACCUUAGACAAAAAGGGCAUGGAGAUCUAUCAAGCAGGGGAACCACUCCAACUAAAGGAUCUUCUCCACUCAAUCUUCUUCACAAGUACAUAAGUGCAGGCGACAUAGAAAUUGCCCAAAGUUUAGAACAAUCUGAAUAUGAUGUUGAACAGGAUGCACCCUCUCCUUCUUACCAUUCUCACCACAAUCCUGACAGUUCAAAGGAAGACAUGCAUGGGGACACACAAGAUUUUGAAAUAAAUGGGCCUGACUUCACCUUUGCUCAUUUACAAAAGGAAAAUAUAAAAGGUAUUAUCCCUACUUCUUACAUGGAGACUCAUCCAAGCAAGGAGGACAGUUAG